Molecule: messenger RNA, 737 nt
Organism: Prunus mume (Japanese apricot)
Lineage: Eukaryota; Viridiplantae; Streptophyta; Magnoliopsida; Rosales; Rosaceae
Product: ABC family ABC transporter, putative (DUF3511)
Source: RefSeq, a predicted model, not a curated record
AAGAACUUUCAAAACAAAACAACACAAGCCAGAGCAAAUUGAGCAAUUUCUCGUGUUGGACCCCACACCUCUCUGCUUCCUCGUUUGUUUUCUUCUUGGUCUGUCAAGAUCUGUUGGCCCUGCAAAACAAACCCGUCAAACGGUUCUAAACUCUCUGCCAAAAUCCCAUGGAAGACUACAGCAGAUCAAAGUCAUAUGGCACUGGCAGUGGGACGAUGCAGAUGGAAAACUACUAUGGACCUCCAAGACCACCUACUUCCUAUGAGCUAAGGAGCUACAGUGUUUCUUAUUCACAAACCCAGAUGGCUAAUAACAAUAACAGGGACUUCAAGUUGAAGAAGGGAAAAAGCACUUCUGGGUCGUCCUCGAAGUCUAAUUGGGGUCUCAUGGACCCUGAGUUGCAGAGGAAGAAGAGGGUUGCUAGCUACAAAAUGUACUCUGUGGAGGGCAAGAUGAAGGGCUCCUUCAGGAAAAGCUUCAGGUGGCUUAAAGAUAAGUGCACCCAAGUGGUUUAUGGAUGGUGGUGAUUGGGAUUUGGUGGGUACUGUUUAGUUUUGCUCUAUAAUUAUUUGUAAGUCUUGAGAGAAAGUCUUGAAUUUUGUGUAUUGUGGAUUUAUGGUUGUGAUCAUGAAAAAAAAAACCCCAUGAAUUGGGUUGUUGCAAAUAGACUGAAUUGUAAAUUGGGUAAAGUACUGUCACUGGUUUUGAAUCAAGUUAUCUCCUUUCAUAAGAAUUCA